AUGCAUCUCCUCGGUCUGGUUGCUGCUGCUGCUGCUCUCAGUGCUAUCCUCGAUGUUGUGCCCGCAACUGCCGAGCCCAUUGCACGGCGCCAGACAAGUACAGCGAGCGAACGCCUUGGCUUAACAUGGCUUGGUGGAAAUAGUUCCUUACCCAAAGUUCUCAUCCUGUUCACGGGAGGAACUAUAUCAGGAGGAUCCAUCUACGGCGCUCUAGAUGACACUCAAUACGGACAAAUCGGCAUAACAGGAGAAGACAUCAUCGCUCGGAACCCGUACCUACUUAAUCACACACAACUCGCCGUAUCGAAUUGGACGACUCAAGGCAAUGGGUCCACCGGCACCAACGACGCCCUUGUCAUGAACAUGACACGCUUCACACACGAUGCUCUCUGCUCUCCCGACAGCGACAUCCUAGGCGCUGUAUUUACCCAUGGGACCAAUUCCCUCGAGGAAACUGCUUUCCUAAUGGACAGCCUCGUAAAUUGCGGCAAGCCCAUCGUCGCCACAGGUAGCAUGCGCCCUUUUACACACCUCUCCUAUGAAGGCGACGCAAACUUCUUCGACGCCGUCAUGCUGGCUGCAAGCCCUGCCUCACGUGGUCGAGGCGUCAUGGUUGCUUUCAACGCGCGCAUCAUCCCCGGCUACUGGGUUACGAAGCUGCAUUCUACGAAUCCCGAUGCUUUUGGUGCAAAUGCCGGCGGCGACUUGGGCUUGUUCAUAAACAGUUUGCCUGUUUUUUACAAUUCACCAAGUCAACCGCUGUUCAAGCACUACUUUGAUAUCAACACUGUAUCGUCAUAUGCAACAUUUCCCCGUCUGCCCAAAGUUGAUAUUCUUUAUGCGGCUCGCGAAUUCGACGGCAAACUUGUACUCGGUGCACAAGCGAAUGGCGCUCAGGGCGUAGUAAUUGCAGGGACGGGUAACGGAGGUAUUCCGAGUGGUCAAGAUCAAAUAUCGGAAGCGUUGGAAAAGGGCUUGCAGAUUGUAGUCGGGACAAGAAGUCCAUAUGGCCCAUCGAGUCCGGCGCUCAGACCCAGUUUCGCUAAGUCCGGGUUCGUACAUCCGAUUCAGGCGAGGAUCAUGUUGCAGCUGGCCAUUGCGAGUGGGAUGGGUAUGAAUGAGACAAUUGAUGUGUUCGAGGGUGGAUUUAGAAAAGCUAUUGGUCAGCCUUGGACGCCGGGGGGAUGA
Molecule: messenger RNA, 1188 nt
Organism: Bipolaris victoriae FI3
Lineage: Eukaryota; Fungi; Ascomycota; Dothideomycetes; Pleosporales; Pleosporaceae
Exons: 2
Coding region: 1-1188 (395 amino acids)
Molecular function (GO): asparaginase activity
Source: RefSeq, a predicted model, not a curated record